CAUUUCCAUAUCUUCAUCGACGCUCGCUCUGCAAACCAUGACGCAGCAUUAACACACUCGUUCCGUUAUUUUGGCUGUCGUCGGUUCUGCGCCUUGCUGUUUUUGCAUAGAAUCUGUUUUCUAUUCCUUCUCGUCUUCAUUCUCCUAAUCACACCAUCUUGAUCUUCACCACGGGUUUUCUUUUCUUUUUUCAAUAGCACACUUCUCUCGCUAAUCAAACACCAUCACGAUAACGCCCAUCUCGUUAAUCAGACCCUCUUCGCCCUUAUUUUCUGGUGCUUGCGCCGCACUGCCAGUCUCUUAUACAUCAUGCGCGCGACAUCCGUUUUGGCCGCCGCCUUGGCCCUGGCCUCUCAGACUCUCGCCGGCAAGAUCAAGUAUCUGGGCGUCGCAAUCCCCGGAAUAGACUUUGGAUGCGACAUUGACGGCAGCUGCCCAACCGACACCUCGUCUGUGCCUUUACUGAGUUACAAGGGAGGUGAUGGCGCGGGCCAGAUGAAGCACUUCGCCGAGGACGACGGCCUGAAUGUCUUUCGUAUUUCCGCUACAUGGCAGUUUGUCCUCAACAACACGGUGGACGGCGAACUGGAUGAGCUCAACUGGGGAUCCUACAACAAGGUCAUCGAUGCCUGUCUGGUGACGGGUGCCUACUGCAUGAUUGACAUGCACAACUUUGCUCGCUACAACGGCGGAAUCAUCGGCCAGGGAGGAGUGUCGGACGACAUUUUUGUCAAGCUCUGGGUCCAGAUUGCAAAGUACUAUGUGGACAAUGAAAAGAUCAUCUUCGGCCUGAUGAACGAGCCUCACGACAUCGACAUCAACCUGUGGGCGCAGACCUGCCAAAAGGUCGUCACCGCCAUCCGAAAGGCCGGUGCCACGUCGCAAAUGAUUCUCCUGCCCGGAACCAACUUUGCCAGUGUCGAGACCUAUGUGUCCACCGGAAGCGCUGAGGCUCUCGCCAAGAUUACAAACCCCGAUGGCAGCACCGACUUGCUGUACUUUGACGUGCACAAGUACCUUGACAUCAACAACUCGGGAUCCCACGUCGAGUGCACGACCGACAAUGUCCAGGCUUUCAACGAUUUCGCGGGCUGGCUGAGACAGAACAAGCGCCAGGCUAUCAUCUCGGAGACGGGCGCGUCCAUGGAUCCUUCGUGCAUGGUUGAUUUCUGCGCCCAGAACAAGGCCAUCAGCGCCAACAGCGAUGUGUACAUUGGCUUCGUCGGCUGGGGUGCUGGCAGCUUUGACACCACCUACAUCCUGACCCUGACUCCCCUGGGCGAGCCCGGCAACUACACCGACAACAAGCUCAUGAACGAGUGCAUUCUGGACCAGUUUACCCUUGACGAAAGGUACAAGCCCACGCCUACUUCUAUUUCAACCGCCCCGGAUUCGACGUCCACCUCCAGCGCAACCAGUGACAACUCCUCACCAUCAUCAACACAGCCCAUCAAGCAGACCAACCCCUCUACAACUGCAAACCCCGUCACAAAACCAUCACCCGAUACCAACAAUGCCUCCGAUGACAAGGGCUCAGCAGCGUCAUCGGGUGCUCAGGCUCUGACCGGCACCAUCUUCCUGACGGUUGCCGCUCUUUGCUACAUGUUGGUGGUGUUUUGAUGAUUGAUUAAACCAGGCAUGAUUUGAAGAGAGAUGUUAUAUAUAUAUACGAGUACAUACACUAGAAUUUUAUUUUUAAUAUGUCAUGUAGAAAUGCAUAUAAUAAUUGAGCGGCUCGGGCUGGCUGGGAUUUGCC
Messenger RNA from Trichoderma virens Gv29-8, 1756 nucleotides. Its product is annotated as glycoside hydrolase family 5 protein. The coding region runs from base 310 to 1620 and encodes 436 amino acids. The transcript has 3 exons. The record is from RefSeq and is a predicted model, not a curated record. Lineage: Eukaryota; Fungi; Ascomycota; Sordariomycetes; Hypocreales; Hypocreaceae. Gene Ontology annotation, molecular function: hydrolase activity, hydrolyzing O-glycosyl compounds. Gene Ontology annotation, biological process: glucan catabolic process.